Messenger RNA from Penicillium maclennaniae, 2886 nucleotides. RefSeq names its product Zn(II)2Cys6 transcription factor. The record is from RefSeq and is a predicted model, not a curated record. Gene Ontology annotation, molecular function: zinc ion binding; DNA binding; DNA-binding transcription factor activity, RNA polymerase II-specific. The transcript is spliced from 3 exons. Gene Ontology annotation, cellular component: nucleus. The coding region runs from base 1 to 2886 and encodes 961 amino acids. Gene Ontology annotation, biological process: regulation of DNA-templated transcription; DNA-templated transcription. NCBI's taxonomy places the organism in Eukaryota, Fungi, Ascomycota, Eurotiomycetes, Eurotiales, Aspergillaceae.
AUGUCAGGCUAUCACAUUGGACCCUUCGGUCGUAUGUUACCAUCCAGAGACGGCCAACUGUCGGAACAGCCCUCGGAGUGUACAGCUAAUCGAUCAGAAUCCGGGGAUAACCCAUACCAGCUUCCACCCCCUCGGACCCCGGCGAACUUGCAAUUUGGAUCAGACCCAUUUCUACGGAAUCGCCAGAGCGACAAUGAUGAGCCAGGAAGGGGACCUGUAUCAGCGGAGUCUGCAUCUCAGCGACAACAGACCGAGCAACUUCCUUCCGUCAGGCAAUUGUUGACACCAUCCAACGACCCGAGCUCUCCUCCCUAUCCUCAAUCAUUCGGGACAUCUGCGCGCAAUAUGGACCAUCGCGAGCAUUCAUAUCCCUAUCGCCAUCAUGGCCAGAGUUUAUCAUCACAAAUCACCCCGAUCGGGGCACAAGACAGACCUCAACCUCGCACAGAAUCUUUUCUACAGCCCCAAAGUGGCCUCCCGGCAUUGUCUCGGGUGGCUAUGCAUAGUCCACAAGACAUUAAGCACCAUCCAGCAACUCGAAUUGAUCCGACGGCAACCUCCAUGCCACACAACCAGUCACCUUUCCACGGUCCUGCCCAUCACGAAAAGGCCCUAAGCAGUGACAUUUCGUCGCCAGAGAGCGGGAGUCGGACGAUCGGAUCUACUACGCUUCCCCACGUGGUGGACGAGCGAUACAUCGAUGGUGAAGGGAUCUGCUACAUCUAUGCAGAUGGGUCGCACUGUCCCAAAGCCAUUGAGGGAAUACCUGUCAACGCAAACUGGGGUGUUACUAAGGCUGGCAAGCCGAGAAAGCGACUCGCACAAGCGUGCCUGACCUGCCGUGAGAAGAAGAUCAAAUGCCAACCUAACCUACCUAAAUGCGAUCAAUGCCAGAAGUCUGGACGUGAGUGCAGAUUCGAGAGUGCCCCCCGGGGAAAUCGCUCAUCUAUGAGAGGUUCUCACUCUGCAGGGCCUUCAAGCAAAUACGAUGGAAAGGAAGGAUUUUCCCCCGGCCUUGCGAAUUCGGACGUUUCCCCUUUAUACAACAUGCCAAGAGCCUCGAACAGCGCAACUUCGUUACCGGGGACCAGUGGACACUCGCCGAAUUCUGAGGGGGCCAGGCUCACACCAACAAAAACAGAAAGCACCUACGAGACAAUGGCCGACGCGGACAGAGCAUAUCGAUCACGGAUGUACAGGAUUCCACGCCCUUUCGCUGGUCAAGAUUCGGUUACACGAGCACCGGAGCACAUUGAGGCCAAUCGACUCCCCGAGUACACCGAGAUUCUGGGUGAGCUAAGGGAUAUCAACCCCGAUGACCCGCUUACGAGUUCUUGGAACAUCGACCCAUAUGAAAGCGACCCCGAGACUACCAUGCAUUAUAUCGGAGCUUACUUAUCAAACGUGAACGAUGGAGUGUAUCACAUCUUUCCGCAUGCACGAUUCAUUCUGUGGUUGAAAUCGAGCCAUACGAAAUCAGCAGAGGAUAAGAUGCUACUUUACUCGAUGAUGGCUCUUGGUUCGAUUUUCUCUGACCGGCCGGGUAAAGUCAUCGCCUUAAGAAAUUAUUCCCGUAUUGCGCGCUUCGCCGUUCAGAAGAGCCAGCAUACAUUGUCUUUGCAGCUGGCACAGAGCCACCUCAUACUCAGUCUGUGGUACUAUGCUACUGGGUCUUUGGUAGGAUGUUGGGACUCAAUCGGCGCGGCAGGACGGGCAGUCUCAGGCUUGCGAUAUAAUAUGGAGUCUGGGGGUGUUGUUGUGGACCACAGCCAGGUUCGCGAUUAUGGACUGCAUCCACAGGCGUUGAUUGAGUGUCGCCGCCGAACAUUCUGGGUCGCUUUUGUUCUGGAUAGAGUAUCAAGUUUCUUCUCUGCACCCUCGUCAUUCAUCUCCUCAGAAUCGGCAUUGAUCCGACUGCCAUGUCGGGAAGAGAUAUACGAGGCACAACAAUACACCACAGCACCAUUCUUCCAAUCCGUCCUCAAUCAAUCCCCCGCACCGGAAGAUGACCGAUCUGCCCUGAGCCCCAUGGCAUAUUUAAUUCAAAUCCUCUCAAUUUGGGGAGACGUCUCCCUCCAUAUUCUCCGCCUAUCCCACAUCCCGACAGAAGGAUAUAUCCGUCUCGCCGAAGAGUUUCACAUCAACAUUGUCCGCCGAAGCGAAGACUGGCUUCGUCAAAUUCCCGAACACCUGAUAUUCUCAGCCAUCAACAUGGAGCGAGCUAGCCAGGCCAAGCAAGCGGACACCUUCAUUUCAAUCCACAUGUUUUACCACGCCACAUUGCUGAAACUCUAUCGGCACGCUCGAUACCAGGGCCUGCGAUCCGAGCUUUUGGUCCAGUACAUCCACCGAGCUCGCUAUCAUGCAGUGGAGACGCUCCGGAUCGCUCUUGCGGUCGCUCAAUUCGCAAAUGAUAGGCGAUCCGCCCGAUCUUCCCCGGAGACUUCAUCGCCCAAAUUGAUACUCUUGAGCCCGUUCUUAGGCUAUGCGGUUUUGUCAGCCGUUGACGUGCUGAGCGCGGCUGGCCUAGUCGCAGAACUACCUGAAUGCAUCUCUUUCAUCAGAGGGGCGCUCGGCAUGGUCCAGCUUCUCGGACGCCACUGGGACAGUUCCCUAGAAGUGACGAACAUCAUCCAGAAGCGACUGGAUUCGAUGAUCGAUUGUCUCAAUGACCGCAUCCGAUCGCAGGAUAAAAUGGGCUUCGCAGUGAAUGGUCCCUCUCUCGAAACGAAGAUCCAUUCGUAUACCUCACCUUCUCGUUCGCCCAUUGCCCUCGAAGAGGAUCUAUUUUACGGAUCUUUGCCACGAGAAGUCCUUCUACACUACAUGCGGACCGACGACACUGCAUUUUCAGAGCCUAGUAUUGUCUGGUUGAAGGAUCACUGA